Molecule: messenger RNA, 1234 nt
Organism: Cottoperca gobio
Lineage: Eukaryota; Metazoa; Chordata; Actinopteri; Perciformes; Bovichtidae
Exons: 4
Coding region: 231-944 (237 amino acids)
Source: RefSeq, a predicted model, not a curated record
ACGACCAAGAAGGCGACACUUCCGGCUGCCAUCUUUGUUUGGAACGGUUUGCAACUUUGGAGAAGGUUGAUAAAAUAAAUCCUCUUCGGUUUAUCUUUGUUCCAGCUGGAUAAAGGUUUUUGAGGUGAACAUGGAAAUAUCGUCAAAUAGCGAAGCAGCACAUUUACACCCAACUCUAAGAAAACAGAAGAACUGGACAGCAUCUACAGACAUAUUUUCCAACAAAGAAGAUGGCUCUCCUGUGCUGGAUGGCAGUGGUGCUGGCUUUCUUCCUGUCUGCUGAUAACAGUGUGGAUGCUGUGGACAGCAGCAGGCUUGCAACACUUGUAAAUGGCAUCUUGAGAGAGUACAGAACACCUGGCAUGUUCAGUCUGGCUGUAAGUAUCCCAGAGGACCAGAACCGGAACAUUGAGGAUAUCCUUCAGGAAGUCUUCCUUAGUGAUCCUGGUGACGACGUGAAGAAUAACAACAAAAACGAGGUGUACGUGGGCAGCAGGGUUGUUGCAGCCAAAGUUCUGGAACGGUCCAAUAGAGGAGCGGAUCAUGCAGAGUCACGCGUUGUGGACCAUCUGAGCGAAUUGUUCAAGAAGAAUAAUUCCAAUGAUUUCUUGCUUUUCUAUGUUUAUGCCUCCCCAUGUGUUGAAAAAUGUUCAAGCGACACACAUCACGAGAGCAUCCUCAGAAGGAUUAAUGCCAUACGGGAAUGGAAAAGUUACGCUGUUGUGUUUUCUAAAAUAUUUAAACCCAGAAAUGGUCAGGCCAAUACUGAGCAAGAGCUGAGUGGAGCCCUUCAGCGACUCGGGACGUACCAGGGUACCGAAGGUCAAAUCGGUCUAAACAACAUAUUCCGUUGUGACAAACGAAAUAAUUGGAUGCAGUGCAAUAGCUGCCUCAGUGGUAAUCAAGUUCAACAGUAUUGUAUUUCAGAUCCAAAGAUUCAAUGAUCGGGGGGCUGCAGCUGCGGUAUCGAGGUCCCGCCUGCACACCAUGUCAAAAGUCUGGAGCUCUGAAUGAGCAGGAAUCACUUCAUGAUGUGAAUGUGAAAGCUGCUCAUUUAAUUCUGAGUAAAAGGUUUUGGUACAAUUCUAUUAUAUUUGGCUUACAGGAGACACACUCUUACUUUGAUGCACAGAUUUGAACAUUAGCAGGAAUGUAUCACAACAAGUGAAAGCAGUCAUCUGUUUAUUUGAAUGUGAAAUUGCAAUAAACAUAUUUUGUCUCUUAAAUCAAUGAA